GUUGGAUUUAUGCAACUCUAACACCUGUAGACUGCCUGGCCUUCGCAGGACAUUUUCUACAUAGUCUAAGUGUUGAAAUGCAGAUGAGGGCAUAUGAAGUAGAAAGACGAUUGAAAAUUGUCAGUCUGACCCAGUUUCCAAACUUUGAAACUGCAUGUUGGUAUAUGGGAAAGCAUCUACUAGAGACGUUCAAAGGUUUGCAUAAAGCUGGGCAACAACCUCCUGCUCAUUUACUCCAAGGAGCAAAAAUUCUCAAUGGUGCUUUCAGGUCAUGGACUAAAAAACAGGCUUUAGCAGAGCAUGAAGAUGAACUACCAGAAAACUUCAAACCAGCACAACUCAUCAAAGACCUUGCCAAAGAAAUAAGAUUAAGUGAGAAUGCUUCAAAAGCCAGCAAAGCAGACACGAGUGCCAACACAAAUGCCGAGGAGAUCUGUCCUGUGGAGAAGGAAGAGGCACCAUCACCCGUCCAAGUCACUCCUCCGCCCCCACCUGUAGAAAAGGUCCCGAAAAAAAAGACUCCCAAAACUGUGAAAACCCCCAAACAACUCAAGCCAUCCAAACCCCCCAAACCUCCCAAGCCACCCAAACCCCCUAAGCCUCCCAAAAUACCAAAAGUUAAGGGAGAAGGAAAAAAGAAAGGGAAAAAGGCAAAAGAGAGUCCACCACCAGCCAUCCCAAAUCUCGACUUGCUGGAGGCACACACCAAGGAGGCUUUGACAAAGAUCGAGACGCCAAAGAAGGGGAAGGUUGCAAAGAAUGUUUUAAGUGUUCCCAAUAAGGAGACUGCUGGUAAGCAGAAUGAGGUGGAGAAAUUUGAAGUUCGAGAGCAAAAUAAAAGCAAAACAGAAGCCAAAUGGAAAUACAAGAACAGUAAACCUGAUUCACUUCUUAAAAUGGAAGAGGAACACAAGUCGGAAAAGACGCCUUUAUCAGGAAAUAAGGACAACAAAUUUACAUUCUCUUUCUCUAAUAAGAAGUUGCUUGGUUCAAAGGGAGUCAAAACCCAGCUGAAUACUAGUGUGUUUGGGUCGCUGCAGAAUUUUAAAGAAGAUAAAGCAAAACCUGUACGAGAUGAAUAUGAGUAUGUGUCAGAUGAUGGUGAACUAAAAAUUGAUGAGUUUCCAAUCAGAAGGAAGAAAAACACUACAAAAAGAGAACUGCCCUUUUUAUCAGAUAAAAAAGACACUCUGCAGCACACUCCUGUUAAGAAGCCAAAGGUGGAGUCGGUAUCAUACAAGAAUGAUGACUCAUCAGAUGAAGAUUUGCUUCACAUUGACACAGAGGCGAAGCCAGGACGCAAUUCCAAAGUAAAGAAAGAGAGUGGAAUUUUUGAUCUUUUGCAGGCAAGCAAGGAAGUUGGAGGUUUAGAGUAUAACACCAACAG
This is a messenger RNA of Antrostomus carolinensis (chuck-will's-widow), 1387 nucleotides long. Its product is annotated as lysine-specific demethylase PHF2-like. The transcript is spliced from 10 exons. Lineage: Eukaryota; Metazoa; Chordata; Aves; Caprimulgiformes; Caprimulgidae. The record is from RefSeq and is a predicted model, not a curated record. The annotation marks the transcript as partial.